AUUCCUUUUUGUUCUCUUUGGGACGAGAAAUAACCUACUUAACUCAGUGGUUAGAGUAUUGCUUUCAUACGGCGAGAGUCAUUGGUUCAAAUCCAAUAGUAGGUAGAACUUAUUAGAUACGCAGUAUCUAAUAAGUUUUUUGAACCACCCUCUAUUUAGUUUUUUGAUUUUGCAUUUUUUCUAUUUUCUUUCUGAAUUUCUUUUAGUUGCAUCAAAAUUGGGAUUUGCUUGAUUGUAUGUGAUAGAAUCCAAAUAGGGUUUGAAACCUAUUUAUUCGAACGUACUAACUUAGUUAUCAAAUCAAACCACAUUGAGAGCCUCUACUCGUGUCCUAGCUCGGCGGAGCGCUAGAUUUGCUUCAAUUAUUUGUCUCUUUCCUUCAGCCUUUUUCAAAUUAGCUUCCGCUAUUUCAAGAGUUUCCUGAGCUUCUUGUGCAUCAAUGUCACUACCCUUCUCCGCAUCAUUUACUAAAAUGGUUAUGUCAUUAUUGCCUAUUCUAGCAAAACCGCCCAUCAGAGCCAUUGUUAACCAUUGGUCAUUAAGACGUAUUCUUAAAAUACCUAUAUCUACAGCUGUCGCAAUAGGGGCAUGAUUGGGUAAUACGCCAAUUUGACCACUAUUAGUAGAUAGAAUUAUUUCUUUCACUUCUGCAUCCCAAACAAUUCUAUUAGGGGUCAGUACACAAAGAUUUAAGGUCAUUUCUUCAAAUUGUUCUCCAUUUCUAGGUUCAUAGCCUUCGCGGUAGCUUCAUCGAUAUUACCUACUAAAUAAAAGGCUUGUUCAGGAAGACCAUCUAACUCGCCGGAAAGAAUCAAUUGAAAUCCUCUAAUUGUUUCUGCCAGACCAACAUAUUUCCCUGGAGAGCCAGUAAAUACUUCUGCUACAAAGAAAGGUUGUGAUAAGAAACGUUCAAUUUUUCGCGCCCGCGCUACGAUUAAACGAUCCUCUUCGGAUAAUUCGUCUAACCCAAGGAUAGCUAUAAUAUCCUGAAGUUCUUUGUAACGUUGUAAGGUUUGUUUCACUUUUUGCGCGGUUUCAUAAUGUUCCUCACCAACGAUCCGAGGUUGAAGCAUAGUUGAUGUUGAAUCUAAAGGAUCAACUGCUGGAUAGAUACCUUUGGCAGCUAAUCCUCUUGAUAGUACGGUAGUAGCAUCUAAAUGUGCAAAUGUCGUAGCAGGCGCGGGGUCGGUUAAAUCGUCCGCAGGCACAUAAACCGCUUGAAUAGAAGUGAUGGACCCCUCCUUGGUAGAAGUAAUCCUUUCUUGUAAAGAACCCAUUUCAGUACUCAGUGUCGGUUGGUAGCCCACGGCAGAAGGCAUUCGACCCAAUAAGGCCGAGACUUCGGACCCUGCUUGGACGAAACGGAAUAUAUUGUCGAUAAAUAGAAGUACGUCUUGUUCAUUAACAUCUCGAAAAUAUUCGGCCAUAGUUAGGGCAGUCAAACCAACUCUCAUACGAGCUCCUGGCGGUUCGUUCAUCUGACCGUAAACGAGAGCCACUUUUGAUUCUGCAAUAUUUUCUUCAUUAAUCACUCCAGAUUCUUUCAUUUCCAUGUAAAGAUCAUUUCCUUCACGAGUACGUUCGCCCACUCCUCCAAAUACGGAUACGCCACCAUGCGCUUUGGCAAUAUUGUUAAUCAAUUCCAUAAUGAGUACUGUUUUACCCACCCCAGCUCCGCCAAAUAGUCCUAUUUUUCCACCACGGCGAUAAGGGGCUAAAAGAUCCACUACUUUAAUUCCAGUUUCAAAAAUGGAUAAUUUUGUAUCUAACUGUAUAAAGGCGGGCGCAGAUCUAUGAAUCGGAGCUGUUGUACUGGUAUCUACCGGACCUAAAUUAUCAACAGGCUCCCCAAGCACGUUGAAAAUUCGUCCCAGAGUUGCUCCCCCUACUGGAACACUUAGAGGGGCCCCGUGCCAAUCACUUCCAUUCCUCUCGUUAGACCAUCUGUGGCACUCAUAGCUACAGCUCUAACUCGAUUAUUUCCUAAUAAUUGUUGUACUUCACAAGUUACAUUAAUUGGUUGACCAGCAAUAUCUUUACCUUUAACUACCAGGGCGUCAUAAAUAUUAGGCAUUUUGCCUGGCGGAAAGGCUACAUCUAGUACUGGUCCGAUGAUUUGGACAAUACGCCCCAGGUUUUUUUUGUCAAGCGCCGAAACCGCAGAACCAGAAGUAGUAGGAUUUAUUCUCAUAAUAAUUAAUAAAGAAAAUAUUUUUGCUAAAAUUAUCGAAUUCAAACCAAAAACAAAUAGGUGAUAGCGAGUUGAUCGGUUAAUUCACUAAGCCAUGAGAGUUAGCAACCCAUUUGGUUGUUACCAUUCAAUCGAAUCCAAUUCAAUUCUUUCAAUAAAGAAACAAUAAAAGAAACAAUGAAUUUGAAAAGUCAAUCAACCUAUUAUUUCCAAUUUUUAGAAUCGCAAACAGAUGAAUAAGAAUCUUGAGAAAGCCUUUCAUUUGUUUAUCAUUAUAGACAAUCCCAUCUAUAUUAUCUAUUCUAUGGAAUUCGAACCCGAGCUCUGUUUACAUUACGAUUCAUUAAUUUCUAUCCGAUUCAAAAAGGUAAAUUGGGUUGCGUUAUAUAUAUGAAAGGGUAUACAAUAAUGAUGUAUUUGGCAAAUCGUAUGGUCUAAUAAUCAAACAUUCGGAUUAGUUGAUAAUUUAUUUUAGUAUUGGUUGGGAAUUUUGUGAAAGAUUCCUGUGAAAAAUUGCAUUAACAACGAAUUCGUGUCGAGUAGACCUUGUUGUUGUGAGAAUUCUUAAUUCAUGAGUUGUAGGGAGGGAUUUAUGUCACCACAAACAGAGACUAAAGCAAGUGUUGGAUUCAAAGCUGGUGUUAAAGAGUACAAAUUAACUUAUUAUACUCCUGAAUACGAAACCAAAGAUACUGAUAUCUUGGCAGCAUUCCGAGUAACUCCUCAACCCGGAGUUCCACCGGAAGAAGCAGGGGCCGCGGUAGCUGCCGAGUCUUCUACUGGUACAUGGACAACUGUAUGGACCGAUGGACUUACCAGUCUUGACCGUUACAAAGGACGAUGCUACCACAUCGAGCCAGUUCCUGGAGAAGAAGAUCAAUUUAUUGCUUAUGUAGCUUACCCUUUAGAUCUUUUUGAAGAAGGUUCUGUUACUAACAUGUUUACUUCCAUCGUAGGUAAUGUAUUUGGGUUCAAAGCCCUGCGCGCCCUACGUCUGGAAGAUUUGCGAAUUCCAAUUGCUUAUGUUAAAACCUUCGAAGGGCCGCCUCACGGUAUUCAGGUCGAGAGAGAUAAAUUGAACAAGUAUGGUCGUCCCCUAUUGGGAUGUACUAUUAAACCUAAAUUAGGUUUAUCUGCUAAAAACUACGGUAGAGCAUGUUAUGAAUGUCUUCGUGGUGGACUUGAUUUUACUAAAGAUGAUGAAAACGUGAACUCUCAACCAUUUAUGCGUUGGAGAGAUCGUUUCUUAUUUUGUGCCGAAGCCAUUUAUAAAUCGCAGGCUGAAACUGGUGAAAUCAAAGGGCAUUACUUGAAUGCUACUGCAGGUAACUGCGAAGAAAUGAUCAAAAGGGCUGUAUUUGCUCGAGAAUUGGGAGUUCCUAUCAUAAUGCAUGAUUACUUAACAGGGGGAUUCACUGCAAAUACUAGCUUAUCUCAUUAUUGCCGAGAUAAUGGAUUACUUCUUCACAUUCACCGUGCAAUGCAUGCAGUUAUUGAUAGGCAGAAGAAUCAUGGUAUGCACUUCCGCGUACUAGCUAAAGCGUUACGUAUGUCUGGCGGAGAUCAUAUUCACUCCGGUACUGUAGUAGGUAAACUUGAAGGUGAAAGAGAUAUCACUUUGGGCUUUGUUGAUUUACUGCGCGAUGAUUAUAUUGAAAAAGAUCGUUCCCGCGGUAUUUAUUUCACUCAAGAUUGGGUCUCUAUGCCGGGUGUUCUGCCUGUGGCUUCAGGAGGUAUUCACGUUUGGCAUAUGCCUGCUUUGACGGAAAUUUUGGAGAUGAUUCCGUACUACAGUUCGGUGGAGGAACUUUGGGACACCCUUGGGGUAAUGCGCCAGGUGCUGUAGCGAAUCGAGUAGCUCUAGAAGCAUGCGUAAAAGCUAGAAACGAGGGGCGUGAUCUUGCUUCUGAGGGUAAUGAAAUUAUCCGCGAGGCUGCUAAAUGGAGUCCUGAACUAGCGGCUGCUUGCGAAGUAUGGAAAGAGAUUAAAUUUAUUUUCGCAGCGGUGGAUACUUUGGAUAAAUAAUUUGUAAUUUCUUUUUGUUCUCUUAGUUGAAUUGAACUUUAACUCGGCCCAAUCUUUUACUACAAAGGAUUGAGCCGAAUACAAAGAUUCUAUUGCACGUAUUUUCGAUAAAUACAGACUUAAUCUAAGUAGAGAAGAUGGUAAAUACAAAGUCGACGAAUUAAAUCUUUCUAGUGAUAUCUUGGAUCCACAACGAAUCUUAUGGAUUCUUAGGGUUGGUAUAUUCGUUUCUUGAGUUUACUUGAAACAAAACAAAAACUUUUCUACCCAUCCCGUAUAUUGUCCCUUUAUUAGUUAGUUCAUAGACGACAUUUUUCAAAAAAAAAGGAUUUCUAAUCAUAUCAUUUUUUUAGAAAGACUUAGAAAGACAAGGGUUUAUAGUAUAUUCAUAUCACAUUUGGCAGAGUCAUAUCAUAAGUAUUGCUGUUGAUUUACACAAAACAACAAAGAAUUUUGUUCAAUACUCAAACGUUAGUUACUAAUGAAUUCUAGUAAUUGGGUUUCUCUGUUUAUUCUGAUAGGAAAUAAGGUAUUCAACUAAAUAAAGAAUUUUGUAAAGAAUUUUGGAUCGAAUGACUAUUCAUCUAUUGUAUUUUCAUGCAAAUAGGAGGCAAGAAAACGCUAUGGAAAAAUGGUGGUUUAAUUCGAUGCUGUUUAAGUUUAAGAAGGAGUUCGAAUGCAAGUGUGGGCUAGAUAAACCAAUGGACAGUCUUAGUCCUAUUGAAAAUACCAGCGAAAGCAACGAUACGAAUCUAAAAGCCACGACUAAAAGGAUUCAGGGUUGGGAAGGUCGUCAUGAUUCUAGUUACAGUAAGGUUGAUCCUUUAUUUGUUGUCAAAGACAUUCAGAAUUUUAGUCCUGAUGACCCCCUUUUAGUUAAGGAUAGUAAUGGAGACAGUUAUUCCAUAUAUUUUGAUAUUGAAAAUCAAAUUUUUGAGAUUGAUAAAAAAGAAUUCUUUUCGGGGUGAGCUAGAAAGUUCUUUUCCUAGUUAUCAGAAUUCUAGUUAUCUCAAUGAUGUAUCUACGAUUGAAGAUACCUACUCGAACUCUAAUCGGGACAUGUAUGAUACUCAAUAUAGUUGGAAUACUCAUAUUAAUAGUUGCAUUGACAGUUAUCUUCAAUCUCAAAUCGGGAUUGAUACGGACAUUGUAAGUAGUAGUGAUAAUUACGGCGAUAGCUACAUUUAUAGUUCCAUUUAUGCUGAAAUUACAAAUAAUAGUGAAAGCGAGGGUUCGGAUAUACUAACCCACGCGACGGUUAAUGAUUUUACUUUAAGUGAAAGUUCUAAUGAUUCCGACGAUGUAAGUCAAAAAUAUAGGGAUUUGUGGGUUCAAUGCGAAAAUUGUUAUGGAUUAAAUUAUAAGAAAUUUUGAAAUCAAAAAUGAAUAUUUGUGAACAAUGUGGAUUUCAUUUGAAAAUGAAUAGUUUGGAUAGAAUCGAACUUUUGAUCGAUCCCGGUACUUGGGAUCCUAUGGAUGAAGAGAUGGUUUCUUUGGAUCCCAUUGAAUUUCAUUCCGAAGACGAACCUUAUAAAGAUCGCAUUGAUUCUUAUCAAAGGAAGACAGGAUUAACUGAGGCUGUCCAAACCGGCAUCGGCCAACUAAAUGCCAUUCCCGUAGCAGUUGCGAUUAUGGAUUUUCACUUUAUGGGGGGUAGUAUGGGAUCCGUAGUUGGGGAAAAAAUUACCCGUUUGAUUGAGUACGCUACCGAUAAGUGUCUACCUCUUAUUAUAGUAUGCGCUUCAGGGGGGGCGCGCAUGCAAGAAGGAAGUUUGAGCUUGAUGCAAAUGGCUAAAAUUUCGUCUGCUUUAUAUGAUUAUCAAUCAAAUAAAAAGUUAUUUUAUGUAUCAAUCCUUACAUCUCCUACUACUGGUGGGGUGACAGCGAGUUUUGGUAUGUUGGGUGAUAUCAUUAUUGCCGAACCCGAUGCUUACAUUGCUUUUGCGGGUAAACGAGUAAUUGAACAAACAUUGAAUACAACCGUACCCGAAGGUUCGCAAGCGGCUGAAUACCUAUUUGAGAAGGGUUUAUUCGACCUAAUUGUCCCACGUAAUAUUUUAAAAAGUGUUCUGAGUGAGUUAUUGGCGUUCCAUGAUUUCCUUCCUUUGAAUCAAAAUUCAAUAGAGAACUAAGUAAAAUUUGUUAUUAUUUUUUUUUUAGCAAAUGAGUAGUUAGUUUAUCAGAAUAAAAGUAAGUAAGAAUGGAAUUUUUUUGUUUUCAUACGAUCUAACUGUAGAACGAAUCAAAAGGGUUGGAUAAUUUUGAUUAUUAAUCAAGAAGUCUUUAUCCAAAAAAGGUGCAUUCUUCAAAUUAGGAAAAAAACAAAUUUCGUCUUAUCGUACAGAUAAAAAAAAAGAACAAAAAGGUAUUCUAUUCUACUGCAUAUCUUUCGUGUAGAAGGAUUCGAAAGAUGAAUAAGUUCAUUUAGUUAGUUCUCCAUUUAUUGCGUUUAUUCUAUAUAAUAAUAUUAACUUAGAUAUUUAACUAUAUAUUUAUCUAUUAUAGAUAUUAUAGAUAGUUAGCUCUAUACUAAGAAUUUCCAAUUGACUUAAAUUCAAAUUAAUAAGAAUUAAAUAAUUAUAAUUUAUAUUUAUAGUAUAAAAUAUUUGGAUUUAUAAAUAAACAACAAAUAACAGGUACAAAUAAUAAAUUGAGGAACCCAUUUUAUGACAACUUUCAGCUUUCCUUCUAUUUUUGUGCCUUUAGUAGGCCUAGUAUUUCCGGCAAUUGCAAUGGCUUCUUUAUUUCUUUAUGUUCAAAAAAAUAAGAUUGUUUAGAUCUGUUGGGGCGUAAUUUUCUUCGAUUUGUUUUCAAAACUAUGAUUUGGAUCAUAACACGGAUACUAGUUAAUUGAAUUCGGUAUAACAUGUGAUUUUUGCCGCAUAUAAUAUAAAGGAAAGAAUUUGAAGGCCUGCAUAUAAACAUGAUAUAUGAGUAAAUGAAUUCUAGCUGUUUUCAAAUCGAUCAUGACGCCGGAUGGCUGAAAGAGAAAGCCCGCGGAUCUCUAUCUAUCGAUCGUAUAUCUAGAGUGGGAUCAUAUCAUACAUAUCCUAAAGGAAGGGGUAUAUUAUGAUUUUAGCUCUAACAAAUUUCAAUUUGAUGACUUACUGCCCUUACUUGUAAAGGGGUCUAGUGCUAGUUGAUGAGAGUUACUUGGGAAACAAAAAAAGUAAAGUCAAAUUAAUUUGAGGUAUGCUCUAAAUUCUAAUAAAAUUUAAUUGGAUCAAGUAUGAGUUGGCGAUCAGAAGAUAGAUGGAUAGAACUUAUAACGGGGUCCCGCAAAAUAAGUAAUUUUUGCUGGGCCUUUAUCCUUUUUAGGUUCAUUAGGAUUCCUAUUGGUUGGAACUUCGAGUUAUUUUGGUAAAAAUUGGAUAUCUUUUUUUCCCCAGGGGAUCGUGAUGUCUUUCUACGGAAUCUCGGGUCUCUUUAUUAGCUCCUAUUUGUGGUGCACAAUUUCUUGGAAUGUAGGCAGUGGUUAUGAUCGAUUUGAUAGAAGGGAAGGCAUAGUGUGUAUUUUUCGUUGGGGAUUUCCUGGAAAAAAUCGUCGCAUAUUCCUGCGAUUCCUUAUAAAAGAUAUUCAGGCCAUUCGAAUAGAAGUUAAAGAGGGUAUUUCUGCUCGUCGUGUUCUUUAUAUGGACAUCCGUGGACAGGAGCCAUCCCUUUAACUCUUACUGAUGAUAAUUUGAUUCCACGAGAAAUUGAAAAAAGGGCUGCCGAAUUGGCCUAUUUCUUGCGUGUACCUCUUGAAGUAUUUUGAGAAAUCAGUGGAAAAGAGGCGCCUUUCUCAGUAGUAGGGAAAAAAGAAAAGAAUCUUUUCGACAACAUAACACAAAAUUUAGGUGUGAAGUUUCAUCAAAAAAAGGCCCAUUCGAGCCAAAGCGGGCAGAACAACACUAAAAGGAAACCCCUUUUGUGGUUUUUUAUACGUAUGAAAAUCGAUGAAAUUUCAUUCAAACAAGUAAAAAAUCGAAAUAAAGAAAUGGAUCUUUUUUGUUAAGUUUUAAUAUAAUUGUUGGAGUUGGAAUUGCUACUUUUACUUUAGAUCCAAAGAUCCAGAUAAAAGCUCCAGAUCCAGAUAAAUCCUACCUUGUAAAUUGGUAAAUUUUUUUUCAAUGGACGUUUGUUUUUGUCGUUUAUUUUGUGUUCUUUAAUAAACAAUCCACAACGAACAACUCAAUUUCAUCACUAGCCAAUUUGGGUUUUGUUUUGUCACGUUGAUUAUCGUAAUCGCUUCUUUUUCAAUUAUUCUAUUUCUAUUCCUGACUGUGAGUAAUCCGUUAAUUUGUUUUGAAAUUGAAAUAUUGGCUAUUUUGUUUUGAUACAACAGUUUCGUCUCCAAAUUUAACUAAUAUUAAAAUUAAUAUUAAGUAGUUUUAGUUAUUUUAGUUAAAAAGGCUAUUUCCAUACUUCAUCCAAAGGAGACAAUUGUUGACUGAUUGAGAUAUCGUGAAACAAUAUUUGUUUAGUAUUUCUUCAUUCGAAAUGGCUUAUUAGUUGAUUUCUUUAUUCUUUCUAGAUUCAAUAACAACAAAGAAAAUAAAUUGAAUUUAUGGGUUUCAUAUCUUGUAUAUAACCCAUGCGUCAAAGAAAUAUUUGAUGCGUCAAAGAAAUAUUUGAUUUCAUAGAGUCAACAAAUGAGGUUGGUUGAUUAAAAAUUCGCCGAUCAAAAAAUGACAAAAAAAAAAGCAUUUACUCCCGCGUUAAAGCUUCUAUUUAUAGUAUUUUUGCCCUGGUGCCUUUCCCUCUCAUUUAAUAAAAGCCUGGAAUCUUGGGUCACUAAGUGGUGGAAUGCUGGGCAAUCCGAAAUUUUUUUGAAUGAUAUUCAAGAAAGGGGAAUUCUAGCAAAAUUCCUAAAAUUAGAGGAACUCCUCGUCUUCGAGGAAAUGAUCGAGGAAUAUUCGGAGACACAUCUACAAAAACUUCGUAUAGGAAUCCAAAAAGAAAUAAUUCAAUUAAUCAAGAUACACAAUGAGGAUGGAAUCCAUACGAUUUUGCACUUCUCAACAAAUAUAAUCUGUUUUUUUCUUCUAAGCGGUUAUUCUAUUUUAGGUAAUCAAGAACUUGUUAUUCUUAACUCUUGGGCCCAGAAAUUCCUAUAUAACUUAAGUGACACAGUCAAAGCUUUUCGAUUCUUUUAUUAACGGAUUUAUGUAUCGGAUUCCACUCACCCCACGGUUGGGAACUAAUGGUUGGCUCUGUCUACAAACAUUUUGGAUUUGUUCAUAAUGAUGAAAUUAUAUCGGGUCUAGUUUCCACUUUUCCAGUCAUUCUGGAUACUAUUUUUAAAUAUUGGAUUUUUCGUUAUUUAAAUCGCGUAUCCCCUUCGCUUGUAGUUAUUUAUCAUUCAAUGAAUGACUGAUAGAGGAUCUACUUAAUUAUUUUAUUAUUAAUCGUUUGUUACUUUGUAGUUGUACCUACCUAAAUCAUUAAAAAUCGUACUUAGGCUUUCUAUUUCGACCUAUUGAGUAGGGUCAUCUUAGAUUAUUUCAACUAAAAUAUUAUUCCAUUUAAUUUAUUUUCCAAUAACUAGCAGAAUCGUGGAUAGGAAACUAUACUAGUGACUUACCCCAUUUAUUGUAGAAAUUUUGGGAUCAAGAUUGGACCAUGGAAACUAGAAAGACUUUUUAUUGGAUAAAGGAAAAGAUUACUCGAUCUAUUUCUGUAUCGAUCAUGAUAUAUAUGAUAACUCAGACAGCCAUUUCAAAUGCAUAUCCUAUUUUUGCACAACAGGGUUAUGAAAAUCCACGCGAAGCCACUGGGCGUAUUGUCUGUGCCAAUUGCCAUUUAGCAAGUAAGCCCGUCGAUAUUGAGGUUCCACAGGCGGUACUUCCUGAUACUGUAUUUGAAGCGGUUGUUCGAAUUCCUUAUGAUAUGCAACUGAAACAAGUUCUUGCUAAUGGUAAAAAAGGGGGUUUGAAUGUAGGGGCUGUUCUUAUUUUACCGGAAGGGUUUGAAUUAGCUCCUUCCGAUCGUAUUUCUCCAGAGAUUAAAGAAAGGAUAGGCAAUUUGUCUUUUCAGAGCUAUCGCCCCAAUAAAAAAAAUAUUCUUGUGAUAGGACCCGUACCCGGUCAGAAAUAUAGUGAAAUCACCUUUCCUAUACUUUCCCCGGACCCUGCUACGAAGAAAGAUAUUUACUUCUUAAAGUAUCCUAUAUACGUGGGCGGGAACCGAGGAAGGGGUCAGAUUUAUCCUGACGGGAGUAAGAGUAACAAUACAGUUUAUAAUGCUACAGCAGCAGGUAUAGUAAGCAAAAUCUUACGAAAAGAAAAAGGGGGAUAUGAAAUAACCAUAACAGAUACGGGUGGACAAGAAGUGGUUGAUAUUAUCCCCCCAGGACCAGAACUUCUUGUUUCAGAGGGCGAAUCCAUCAAAUUUGAUCAACCAUUAACGAGUAAUCCUAAUGUGGGAGGGUUUGGUCAAGGGGAUGCAGAAAUAGUACUUCAAGACCCAUUGCGCCUCCAAGGCCUUUUGGUCUUCUUGGCAUCUGUUAUUUUGGCACAAAUCUUUUUGGUUCUUAAAAAGAAACAGUUCGAGAAGGUUCAAUUAGCUGAAAUGAAUUUCUAGACUUGCGGUUGCGGAUUUAUUGACUUUUUACUUUUUUCCUACUCGACUGGGACUUUUGUGUCCAGCCAUAAUCUAGAGAUUUUGAUAUGUAGAUUUUGAAGAAGGCUGUUGGGUUGGGUUUUCCCUUUCUUAGCUUUUGUUAUGCAAAAUGGUGUGGUUUAGUUAUAUUACUACUGUUAUUUUUCAAUAUCAUAAAAUGGAUCAAUAAUUUGAUUUUUGAUUCACAAUCUAAUCCAAUUGGAUUAAAUACUAGGCAGAAGUAAUUGGUUAUGUUAUAUAGAAAGAACGGAUAAAUGCGGGAAACGUAUAAUGCUAGGAGAGAGUAUUCGUCUUCCGAGUAGUCUUCGACACAAGAAAGGGAAUUUUCGAAACUCUUUCUUGUGCCGAAAGAGUAAUGAUUCUUAAUCCUGUUCUUCAAUGAUUCCUAGUCUUGUUUUUGAAUUUUUACAAUGUAUCAGAAAAUUUUUUCGAGUUAUUAUGAGAUAAUAUAAGAAUAAGAUAAGAGGUGGUGGGCAAAUAAAAAAAGUAUGAUUCUUAGGAACUCAACGGGUCUGUCCCCCUCAAAUCAGACAAAGAAAGAGGGGAAUCCCGCCGAGUUCUUACGCUUUCAUGUCUCGAACUCAACUCAUUCGAUUACUAUAGGGAUGAACCCAAUCCGGAAUAUGAACCAUAAAAGAAAACACCUAUUAACCCGAUCACAAGAAUACCAGUUACAGUACCUAUUAUCCAAAGAGGAAUUCUUCCAGUAGUAUCGGCCAUUUAUCCCACUUCACUCCGUAUUUCAUCAAGUGUUCGUGCUAGAGAGACAUAAACAGUCAUGGAUAAUUAUUAGAUGAGAUCCUUCCGAAUGCGCUAAGAGAAUACCUAGAAUUCUUAUUGGAUUCUCUUUCGUUUUCUUAAUUGAAGAAAUAAUUGGAAAAUAAAACCGCAAGUACAAAAAUGAGUAAUAACCCCCAGUAUAGACUGGUACGAUUCAAUUCAACAUUUUGUUCGUUCGGGUUUGAUUGUGUCAUAGUUAAGUUAUAAAAUUCGGAUAUAGGUUUAUCGUUGGAUGAACUGCAUUGCUGAUAUGGAUCCCAAAAAGAAGACGGUAGGGACCGCCAGUCCGUGAACAGCCAACCAUCGUACUGUAAAAAUUGGAUAGGUUCGAUCUAUAGUCAUUAGGCCCUCCUAAAAAGAUCUACUAAAUUCAUCAAGUUGUUCCAAAGAAUCAAAACGACCAGUUAUUAAUGGAAUUCCCUGUCGAUUUUCUGUGAAAUACUCGUUUGGCCUAGGGCUUCCAAACACAUCAUAAGCUAAACCGGUGCUGACGAAUAGCCAACCCGCAAUGAAAAGGGAAGGUAUAGUAAUGCUAUGAAUGACCCAGUAUCGAAUACUGGUAAUAAUAUCCGCAAAAGAACGUUCUCCUGUGCUUCCAGACAUGCUGAGCUCCACAUAUUCUUGUACAGUCAAAUGGGAUUGAUAUUGAUUCCGUAAAAAAUGAGAUCAGUAAAUGUCAAUUUACUGAAAUCUCAUUUUAGUGAGAUCGUCAAUAUUGUACCGACGGCGUCUUUAGAGUAUACCGAAUCAGUAUAAUUAUCUUUCUUCUGACACAGCAACGCAAUUUUAAUCAGGAAGUGUUAAAUAAUUUCUUUUUUGCUUUACUUUUAUUUAUUGAUGUAAAAUGUUGCCCCGUUCAAUAGAUCAAUAGACAAUUUUUCCAAUGCAAGAGAUUAUUAUAUUCUUACCCUACUUUAUUCUAUUUAUUUAUUAUAUUCCCAAAUGGACCUUUAAUUUUUGUUCUAAUUUUUUUGUUAUUUAAAAAAAAAAUAGGUGUGAUGCAGUCUUGUAUUUGAUGAGGGUCCGAGCAUUUAUCUGCGAGCAUCGGUCUUUCAAAUAGUAAAUGCAAAUAUCAAAUUGGAAACCUAUAAAAGCUAUAUUAUAUGAUUGUCUAAUAAAUUUCUUUUUUCUCAGUUGUUCAAGAUAUUAUAUUAUCUGAAUGAACCUAUUGCUGUAUUUAAUGAGUUAAACGUAAAGUAAAGUAAAAAGUUUUAGUUUUUUUUCUUAUUCUUAAGUUUACGCUUGGCUCUAAAAUCAACAAUAGAAGAAAUGAUCAAAAUCGAAACUAGGCCAUACUUACUAAUUUUAAAAGAAUUUCGUUGUUGAAUGAAGUUAUACGACCCAUCUCGUAUGAUUAGUUUAUCAAAAAGUUAUUCAAAAGUUAUUCAAUGAAUUGGUUGAUUAAAAUUCCAGAUGGGUAGAUGUUACAGAUGCUGCAUUUUUUUCAUUUUAUUUUUAUCUACUUCUUACUUUCGCUUUCUUCGUGCCGUCUAUAAUGAUAGAUGAAUAACAAACCUUCAAUUGAACUUAUUCUUUCAAUUGGUAUUUGGGAGUAUCCUCCUAGUUUGGACAAAUUGAAACUUAGGUAAGUGCUUUCUAAACAUAUGUAUAAAAAACUUAUUUAAUUUAGCUCCUUAAUGCUUACUAUAACUAGUUAUUUUGGCUUUCUACUAGCAGCUUUAACUAUAACCUCGGCUCUAUUUAUUGGGUUGAGCAAAAUACGGCUUAUUUAGUAAUAAAAUUACUAUUUGAACUCAGCAAUUCAUAAAACGAAAUCUUUAUGUGAUAUUUUGCUUAUUCGAUAAUUACGUAUUGUCCCAAUUAUAAAUUGGCGGUCAUUGAGAUUCAUAUAAAUUCGUAUUAAUAUUUAGGUAUAGAUAUUCUUUUUUUUCUUUCAAACAAAUUGAAAUGAUUGAAGUUUUUCUAUUUGGAAUCGUGUUAGGUCUAAUUCCUAUUACUUUGGCUGGAUUAUUUGUAACUGCAUAUUUACAAUACAGACGCGGUGAUCAGUUAGACCUUUAAUUAUUUGAUUAAUUACUAUCUCGUUUUUUUUGAUUGACCUCCUCCUUUCUUUUUUUAAUAGACAGGAGGUCAAAAAUUACUAUUGCUGUGCGAAUUACUGAACUAGAUCUACUCAGUCUAUCUAAUUUUGACCCUGAGACUAAAGAAUCACGCUCUGUAGGAUUUGAACCUACGGCAUCGGGUUUUGGAGACCCGCGUUCUACCGAACUGAACUAAGAGCGCUUUCUUAUCCGAAUACACUAGAAAAAGGGCUUUAUGGAUAGUAUCAUAAAAAUGAAAGAUUCUGUUUGAUUUGAAUUGAUCCCAGGCGAUCUCCCAUUACUGCUACUUUGAGCAGUAAUGACUAGGGAUGACAGGAUUUGAACCUGUGACAUUUUGUACCCAAAACAAACGCGCUACCAAGCUGCGCCACAUCCCUUUCAUUGUUCUACAGUGUCAUUGUAUAAAAUUACUAUUUUUUUUUCCACAUGGUUAUUUCGUCCAUUGAUAUACAUAAUUUUCUCCCUUUUUAGUCUUUUUGGUCUCAUUUCACUUUAAUAUUAUACUUGGCUUUUUCAUAAAUGUGUAGCAAUAUUUUUUUUUAGUUUUAAGAUUUUAUGAAAAGGCAAAAUCUUAUUUAACGGAUCAUUGUACAAUGAAAUUUCACUUAAGGAUUAGGUGUGUAAUUUUAACUGAUCCUUAACUACAUAUGCGUCUGAUCAUAUAUGCAUUAUCUUUAUUUUAAUUUUAUGUAUUACAAUAAAUAAAACUAAAAGGGGGUUUUUCAAUGCGAGAUUUCAAAACAUAUCUCUCCGUGGCACCAGUACUAAGUACACUUUGGUUCGGGGCUUUAGCAGGUCUAUUGAUAGAGAUUAAUCGUUUUUUUCCGGAUGCGUUAACAUUCCCCUUUUUUUCUUAACAUUUCCCUUUUUUUCAUUAUAGUUGAAGAUUAAAGAUACAAUCAAUUAUCUGUGACUAACCGCUCUUCCCCUCUUUUCUCUUUUUUACCUUUUGUUGAAUUUGAAUAAGGAAGGAAAAAUAGAAAAUAAAAUAAAUAAAAGUGGAUUCAACAUCUGCGAGACUUGAAUUCAAGUUUGAAUUCGAGAAUUUUAAUUAAAUAAAUGUAAAUGAAUAUUAAUUAUAGAGAAAUGGGGUUAGGUUAGAAUCGAAACUGCGCAGAAUAGAAGGAAAAGGUAUUCCAAGAUAUUUAAAUGAAACCUAGACUGUACUUCGAUUUGAAAUAGAGUUUAGAAAUUUUUGUAUUACUUAUUAUUCUUCUUAUGGCUAGUUAUUUUUAUAUUUUAAUAUGACUUUGAUUUGGAUUGAAAAUUAUUAAUUUCUAUUUUUUUCUUGGUUUCUUGUUCGUUUGGAUGCGCAACUAAAAAAUAGGAAAAAUAGAAUAGAAAGAAAAGAACGAUUCGUGGCCAAGGGUAAAGGUGUACCAGUAACGGCGAUUUUGGAAUGUAACAGUUGGGUUCGAAAAAGUACUAAAGUACUAUAGGAUAUCGAGGAUAUCGGCGGUCAUUUCCAGAUAGAUUACUCAACAGAACUGGCGCAAUGCGGCUAAUUGAUUAGAACUGUGCGCUUAUUGUUACAAGUAUACCAUUCACGAAGCGAUAAAGAAAUAGUUCGAUUUUCAUUUUGAAUUAGAAAAUUCGAGUAGCUUUAACUUUAAAAUGAAGUAGAAUAGAAAAAAGAAAUAGGAUUUUCGAGAUACGGAAUAAACAAAAAAACAAACCAUGGAUAAAUCCAAGCGAUCUUUUCUUAAAUCCAAGCGACCAUCUUUUCGUAGGCGUUUGCCCCCGAUUCAAUCGGGGGAUCGAAUUGAUUAUAGAAACAUGAGUUUAAUUAGUCGAUUUAUUAGUGAACAAGGAAAAAUAUUAUCUAGACGGGUGAAUAAAUUGACCUUGAAACAACAACGAUUAAUAACUAUUGCUAUAAAACAAGCUCGUAUUUUAUCUUUGUUACCUUUUCUGAAUAAUGAGAAACAGUUUGAAAGAACCGACGAGUCGAUUGCUAGACCUACUGGUCUUCGAACCAAAAAUAAAUCGGCUUAAUUUUUCUUCACUUGACUCAUCAUAAGUCAAACGAAGAUUAGUGUUUUUUCGACGAUCUAGAUUUAAUUACCGUGUGGUAAGAAAAAACAAAUCGUAGAAAGCUUUUUUUAUUGAAUGCGUUCAUUUAUUUUGACUACUUUAAUCAUAUUUUAUCAAAUCCUAUUUUAUCAUAGGAAUUUGGAUUCUACCUUCCCGGGGAAGAAACUCCGGGAAACUCCAUUUAAAUUAUUUCGUUAGAUUUUUUAUAAUCUACUUCUUUUAUUAUCUCAUUCGAAAUCAUGGAAAGACAAUUCCUAUUUAAUAUAGCUAUUUGUGCAAGUAUUUUACGAUUAAGAAGUAACUGCCUCUUGUGUAGAUUAUGUAUUAAUUUACUAUAACUAUAGGAUACGAACCUUUCGCGAAUUGCUGCGUUUAUUCGAAUGAUCCAUAAACGACGAAAAUUUCUUUUUUUACUAUCCCGAUCCCGAUGAGCCGAAACUAAAGCUCUUAUUUUCUGUUGAAUAAUAGUUCGAGUAAGUCUUGAAUGGGCCCCCCGAAAGCUUGACGCAAAUAAACGAAUUUUUGUUCUACGUCUUCGAGCUACAUAUCCCCGUCUAAUUCUAGUCAUUGAAUAGAUGAAACUUUGACAAAUUUGACAAAUAACUAAUUGAUUUCUUUUCUUUCAGUUAGUCUUUUACCCCUUCCUAAUUUAGUAAUAACAAAACGGAUGUUUCCAAUGUAUAAACUAAAAAUUCCACUGGCUUUGGCUGCUAUAACCUUCCCAACCACGAUUUUUUUUAGGCAUUUCACUGCGCAAUAAGAAAUUGUAUUCUGCGAUAAGUGUAAAAAAUAACGUAAAUAAAAACUAUAAACGGAUAAAGAGAAAGAAAUCGUGGGUUCCAUCGUUUCUAUGGUGACUUAUUAAACGCUGAGGUCUUCUCUAUACACCGGAGCCUUUACUUUAUUUUAUUUAAUCAACAUUAUUGGUAACUUGUAUAGUUCAUCCUUUUUGGCUCUACCUAUGAAUUAUCUAGUAAUAGGUCUUUCACAACGAGAUCUAGCUAUACAGUAACGGUAUUUAAUUAUGAAAAUUAGCUGGGUAGCUGACCCUCUUAUUCCGUUCUUGCCAGAGUGGGAACCCAAUCUUUAUUUUAAAUAAGCUUUCCUCCGCUUAAUGGACAACCAUUUGUUACCAAUGGAAAAUUGCUUCUCAUAUUGAUUGGAUUUGGACCGAUAGAAACCAUAAAAUUUAUGCAUAAUCCAAUGGGGGAUAGAUUUGAUUCUUUUUUAAAAUAGUUAGUUAAUGUAGUCCCUGCUUCUGCUAUAUCCUAUCCGCUGGUACUGAUGAUUGAUACUGAAAAUGGCUUUUGUGCCAGAUCAUGAUAUGAUCUAAACGAGUCGCGCAUACACCCGAGUACAUGUUCCUCGACGCUGAGGGCAUCCCCGAAGAGCGGGGGAUUUUGUGACCUUUCUGAUUGGCUGUCUUGUAUUUCUAAUAAGUUGUUUAAUAGUUGGCAUACUGAAUUGUAUACAUAAUGUACUGGUUUAGAUUGAUCCUAACCGAAUGAUUAUGAAUUAAAUUGAGAGAUAAAAUUGCAAAUCAAAUCAUAGAUUUGCGUGAAAUUCAUGUUAUUUUCAUUCAACCGCUACAAGAUCGACAAUUCCAUAAACUUGUGCUUCUGUUGCAGACAUAAAAAUAUCUCUUUCCAUGUCUUCAGAUACAACCCAUAAAGGUUUGCCUGUUCUUUGUACAUAAACCCUUGCGAGGGUUUCGCGCAGUUUUAGCAGUUCUUCCGCUUCCAGGAUAAAUUCUCCCGUUUGUGCCUCAUAAAAUGAACUGGCAGGUUGAUGGAUCAUUACCCUGAUGAUAUAACAUAAUAAAAAGUCCCUCUAUCUCGCGGGGUGCUGAUGAAGUCAAGAGAAAAGAAAUAUAAAAAAGAAUAUAAAAGAUAGAAUUAAAUAACCGUACGGGCAUCUUUUGUGCAUUGCAUAUGCAUACGGCUCGACACUCAAAUUGACUCCUCCCUGCCAUUGAAGAAAGAGACGAAUAUAUUAAACUCAGACAGUCAAAUGAUCAAAAUGCCACCCUUCUUUUUUUUUUGGAAUAUUUUAAAAUACUAUACUAUAAAAAUACUAUGAUGGCUCCGUUGCCUUAACUUACUAUAUUACUUAGUAUUUGUUUUCUCUGUAAUUCAGCAAUCCCAAAGUUUCUUUUUGAUCCAAUCCAAUGAAAUAAAAAUAAGUAAAAAUCUUAUUUUUUUGCUACUCUUUACAUAAUAGAAAUAGUGUUAAUGUUAAGAGCCAAAAACAAAAGAGCUUGUGACGCUGAACUGGACGUCCGAUAAAUAAAAUAAGAGAAAAUCGGAAAUAUCCUUUAUCUCAUACUACCCUCUCGAUACAUAAUCUAAUUUGUUGACAAUGCAAAAUUUUAUUUAUCAUAUCGAAUUCGAAGUGCCAUGCUACUAUUACUUAAUAGUCCAUUAUUACUUACUAUUCAUAUUUAAUAGGGCGAAGGCAUAGUCUUCUUUUUUGUUUUUUGUCUCAAAAAACCCAUUGGCGCCAAGCGUGCGGGAAUGCUAAACGUUUGGUAAUUUCUCCCCCGACCAGGAUAAAAGAUCCCAUUGAGGCGGCUAACCCCAUGCAUAUUGUGUGGACAUCUGGUCGCACAAAUUGCAUAGUAUCAUAAAUAGCUACUCCAGGUAUUACCCAGCCCCCGGGAGAGUUUAUAAACAAAUACAGAUCUUUGGUAUCAUCUUCGAUACUGAGAUAUAUCAUAAGACCAAUAAGUUGAUUUGAGAUCUCGCUAUCAACCGCUUGGCCUAAAAAAAGUAAUCUUUCUCGAUAAAGUCGGUUGAUUAGGGUUCAAGUGUAUCCCUUAGAAACCGUACAUGCACCUUUUGAUGCAUACGGUUCAAAACAAAUUGCGAAAAUAAAAAAAGAAUCAAUGUAAUCAAUGUAUAGAUUCCAGUCCUCCUUCUUUUCUGAUAACAGGCUCUUUUUGUCUUCUAACGAAAGGGUUUUUCUUCUUCAAUAGAUAUACGAGUUUUUGACUAGAUAUAUAUAAAAUAAAUUAUAAAAAAAAGAAAAACGUCACUAAACUCAUUGAAUUAACUUCUCAUUGAUGUAUUAUUUCAUCGAAAUUCAAUCCAAAUCACGAUGGUAUUUUCUUGUUACUGAUUGGGUCUGUUUCGCCUUUUUAGGUUUAUGCUCUACUCUGGGUAAAGAUUUGACUGAGUUUUAUUUGUACAUAUAGGACAAAGGCCCCCAUUACCACUUCUUUUUAUUAUGACUUUUUGCCCUUUGUCUUGUAAUGUAUUUCAUACCUUUUUACAUUACAAAUAUUUCGUAACACUAACUCGCUUGACAAAUAAGCCAAAUAGGAAUCCUUUAGUCUAAAAAUAGGAAUCGUAGAUAUGUAGAUAUAUUACCAAUCAAUUGGGUUUUUCUAAACAGAGCCUGAAUACUUCAUUUUUUAAUCCAACCAAGUCAACCAUAAAUUAUUCGAAGCAAUGUAAUAUUAAUCCCCUAAAAUAGAUCUAAAUCUAAUUGAACUUCACGCUCCAAAUUUCUGAUGAUUCACUGAAUCUUUCUUGGGCGAAACAGAGGAUAUCUCGCUCAGGGGAGAAAACGGGAAAAUCCCAUAUGACCCAAUAUGUCUGACAAGUCGCACUAUACGUCAACCCAAGAUGCAUCUUCCUCUCCAGGACUUCGAAAGGGUACUUUUGGAACACCAAUAGGCAUUAAAUGAAAGAAAAAAGAACUAAGUACUGUAUUUCACUUUGAUGGGGAAACGUAACAAAAUGAGUUUAUUGUUUUUAUAAUAUAAUAUAGACUUAUCUCGUAUUUAUUUUAUCCAUAGAUUAGUUUUAUCCAUAGAUUAGAAAAAAUCAUAAAGAAAAAAUGAAUGAAU
Oldenlandia corymbosa var. corymbosa is the source of this 19546-nucleotide messenger RNA. The record is from the annotation of a GenBank genome assembly. Lineage: Eukaryota; Viridiplantae; Streptophyta; Magnoliopsida; Gentianales; Rubiaceae.